AACAUGCAACUGUCUUACCCGCCACAUAUUUUGUCUCCAAUAUUUAUUGAAAACAUACAUUGCACAAUGACCACUUGUAUUUGAAACAACAUUGUUCGUUUUUGGUUAGCUACCUAGCGAAUUUUAGCAAUAGUGGCAUUGACAUGAAAUCAAUCAAAACACCUCAAAACAAGACAUGGUAUCAAUAACAUGAUGAAACAAGCCAUUUAUGAUUCCACACACGGCAGUGUCAUUCUUGCUAGCAAUCUGGCCAUCCAGAAUCACAACAGGCUGACCUAUGCCCCAUAGAACAGCGCACAUCGUUUUCGUGACGUCAGCCAACCAUCUAUGUUUGCUAGAUGCUAAAUAAUUGUAUUGUGAACACACACAUACAAUUUAUUCACGUUAAAAAAAAAUAUUGAACCUUUAUUUAACAAAGAAAGUCAGUUAAGAACAAAUUCAUAUUUACAAUGACUGCCUACCAAGGAGACAAAAGAUCUCCUGCGGGAACGGGGGCUGAGAUUAAAAAUACAAAAAUGUUAUAAAAUAUAUAGGACAAAACACAUCACGAUAAGAGAAACAACACAACACAAAGAGAGACCUAAGACAACAUAGCAAGGCAGCAACACAACAACAUGGUAGCAACAUUAUUGGGCACAGACAACAGCACAAAGGGCAAGGCAGAGACAAUAUAUCAGGCAAAGCAGCCACAACUGUCAGUAAGAGUGUCCAUGAUUGAGUCUUUGAAUGAAGAGAUUGAGAUAAAACUGUCCAGUUUGAGUGUUUGUUGCAGCUCGUUCCAGUUGCUAGCUGCAGCGGACAGAAAAGACGAGCUACACAUGGAUGUGUGUGCUUUGGGGACCUUUAACAGAAGGUGACUGGCAGAACGGGUGUUGUAUGUGGAGGAUGAGGGCUGCAUUAGAUAUCUCAGUUAGGGGGGAAUGAGGCCUAAGGGUUUUAUAAAUAAGCAUCAACCAGUGGGUCUUGCGACGGGUAUAGAGAUGACCAGCUUACAGAAGUGUAUAGAGUGCAGUGAUGUGUUCUAUAAGGAGCAUUGGUGGCAAAUCUGAUGGCCGAAUGGUAAAGCACAUCUAGCUGCUCGAGAGCACCUUUACUUGCCGAUCUAUAAAUUAUGUGUCCGUAAUCUAGCAUUGGUAGGGUGGUCAUCUUAAUCAGGCUUAGUUUGGCAGCUGGGGUGAAAGAGAGUGAUUACAAUAGAGGAAACCAAGUCUAGAUUUAACUUUAGCCUGCAGCUUUGAUAUGUGCUGAGAGAAGGACAGUGUACCAUCUAGCCAUACUCCCAAGUACUUGUAUGAGGUGACUACCUCAAGCUCUAAACCUUCAGAGGUAGUAAUCACACUUCUGGGCUUCAAAGACUCCUGCCACUUGUUGGACCCAAAGCCCUCGACAUCUGUCACUUUACACCUCAGUGCUAAUUGAAGUUGUUUCUGGUCUAUCCUAGCAAGCCUGGCAGCCUUAACUCAGCAUUCAGUUCCCAUAAAUUAAAAUAUAUAAUAUUACUUUCUCUGCUGUUUGUUUGCUUGAGCACCCUCCGUAUAGCUUGGAAAAAGGCAUCCUUGGUAGCAGUAAUCCCUCCAGGUAAUUUUGGGCAAAAUUAAGUUGUAGGUUUAGAGUUUUGAUUUGGAAUAAAGGCCAUGCUAUGGAGGGUAGCAUCCUGCAUAUGUCCCUGCUGAAAAAAUGCAAGUUUAUCUAACUCCAAAUCUAUAAUUUACUAAAAAACAUGUUGAAUAAUGUGAAAGCUCACAUGCAUCUGUGUCUCUCUCUCUCUCUCUCUCCAGUUUGCUAUAUCUUAAUGUGUGGUCAUGAACACACAUGUUUCCAUAGUUGUCAGUCACCCAACAUUGAUCCCUCAGCAGCAUUUCACACCACACACAGAGUUAGCAAAUACACAGAGGCCAAAGAAAAAUAUUGCAGUCCAAAGACAAUAUCUUGCUCUGAGAGCCGUCUCACAGCAUCAGUUCCCCCAAAAAAUCAUCCUGAAAAUAUUCUGUGCCAGGAAUAUUUCAUUAUGGAAUUCUCCUAGAACAACAGUUUGCUGUUCCCCUGUUAGUGUGUGUGAGGUUGAAGAAACAGGUUCUGGGCGAGUUAUGCCUCUCGCUUCUCCUAUUCCUCCACUCCUGCAAAUACAACAACCGUCUGUGUUUGAGAGCUACAUCUCUCGCCCUCUUUCUCAAGAAAUUCCAUAUGUCCAUCUUCUAUAAAUGAAUUUAAGGAAAAAAUGAACUCAGCUAUCCAGCUUUGUUUUUUCAACAGAUAGCUAGCUAAUUGAGCUGCCUUUACCAAAAGUAGCUAACGUCAUGUUAGCCUUAAGUUAACUAGAUAGUUUAUUAGUCAUUUUUAGCAUAUUUGGACAGUAUUUCAUUAGACAAUAAUUGGUAAGUUAAUGAUACUUUGUGGGUGGUGAACAGAGUUCCAGCAGUUGGUUUCAGUGUCCAGAUAUCUCAUCAAUAACUGUACUGUCAAAACCCUGCUCAUAAAAUGUGCUAGGUUGCUAAUGAUGCAGCACUGCUAAUGUUAGCUAGACUGGGUAGUCCUUCACGUAAGUUAGUUAGCUUAUCAUUAUCUGUCAGUGCAGCUUUUGAGUCAACAUCUUGAAAUGUAAAUGACAAAUCUUGCUUACUGUGAGGUCAAUAACUCUGAAUAUCAUCCUCAUGGGCUAUAAUAAUAGCAAGCUACAAAAUUUACCUCCGGUUCUCCUUCUCAUCUUUGUCUCUCUCCCCCAGAGAAUGAACAGUCGCCCUCGUGCGCCAAAAUAGAAUUUCUUUGGACCAAUCAAUAUUCACUUUGGAAAAUCACUUUGACCCCACCUAAAGUACACAGUAAAACUGGCUUCAGGCAGCACUAAAAGGGCAUGGCAGGCCGGCGCUUAUGUUUGGAGUGUAGCCUAGCUUGUUUUACACCAUCCCAGCAGGGCAAAAGACUCAGGGCUGAGACCAAAGCCCGGGUCUGGUGGCUUCAAUGCUUGCCACUGUCGUGGUAAUUUCCUGUAUUACUAAAUGGAAAGAGUUUACAAACCACACACAAGUCAGAGUUAUAUUUUAAACUACAUCUUUAAUUAUAUGAGCUUCACCAUAGCCCUUUGACUCUCAGAUCAAUUCCGUGUCUAUAAAUGAAUUCUCUGAGAGUGCUUACAAAACAAUUCUUAGUUUCUUUUAUAGCCAAGAUACACCCCUCUCAACUUACAUGACGAACCACAGAUCUUAGGAACUUCACAAAGGGCCUUUUACUUGAAAGAGGAGCAUCCCAUAGCCAGAUAGCGUUUAAAUUAUUGUUCAGUUUGGUCUCUUAGUCGAGGUUCUACUUCUCGUUCUUGAUACUUCAUAGUACCAAAACAUUACCUCAUCCAAUGGCAUAUAUCAAUUGUCCAUUCUAGAUACUCCCAUCUCAAAUACAACCCCUCUUAUUCCCACUCCUGGAGAAGCUCACUAAGGGGAGUGAACCUCUAGGUCAUAUACUAUGAAAGAUAAGUUUAACCUCAGAGAGGUAAUACAAUGUUUCCAGACACUGCCAUACUCCUCCCCCCCAAUGGGAAAAUGAGGGAGUAACUGGAGUACAGACAUAGUGGAGCCCUUCACAUGGUUUCACAGAUAUAUUCAUUAUGAAGACAAUGUUCAAACCUGACUUCUCCCUUUCUGAUAUUCUGCAUAUUACCAGACAUGUAAAAGACAAGCCUGACCUCUCCCCUCUCUGGGCCCCAAGUUACUUUUCCCUAGAGAGAAAGGAAAAUGCAACUGCCAACAGUAUAGUCCAAAAGAAGACAUUCUAAUGACAAGUAUAAAGUAAAUAAAACAUCUUAUUUAUCUAUGUUACCUAACUAAUUCUGAUUCAGCUACGACACCACUCCUGUCAUUUACCUCAUAGAUGUGACUUCUGUUUUGGAGAUGGAACACUCAACCAUUAAUGGUGAUUGUAUACCUUGCCUUUCAUCUGUUUUAUGUGUUGAGUUGAAUUUACUAUACAUAUAUCACCUAUGAGACAUAGCUUCUAACUUCUAUGUGCUGGAAGAGGUCCAUGCAACAACAAAAUAUAGUGAAAAUAUGCUGACAACUAUUGAAAGCUGACAACUAACUAACUAAAACCACCUGAUUCUACUUUCAAAAUAACAUUUUCAGUCUUAAUUUUAGAUUUUUGCUGACAGGAAAACUUUUUUGUUUUGGAGAGUAGGGGUUGGCUUUGGAUCAAUGGUUGAUUUUUGCAUGUGUUAUAGUUCAUUUUUUGCAAAUAAUUUCCUCUCACAGGUAGGUGGAACUUUUUUAUUCUUUAACAUAAGAUUUGUUAGUUAGAAUUGAAGAUAACUACAUAUAGUAUUUCUGAACAAUUUUAACAGUAGUGUAAUUGUAAAUAUAACUUUGCAUUUCAAAUUUUGCUGUACUCCUUUGUUUUGAAAUCAGAUCAACAUACAAUGUUGUCUUUGCCCCCACAGUAGAAAAUGAAUGGCCUAUCUGUCAGUGAGCUAUGCUGCCUGUUUUGCUGCCCUCCCUGUCCGAGCCGUAUUGUCGCCAAGCUUGCCUUCCUGCCUCCUGAGCCUACAUAUUCCCUCUUGCCGGACCUCGAUGGGUCUGCGGCCCCAGGGACAGCAGGGUCACCCGGGUCUGCCCCAGGGACAGCAGGGUCAGCGGGGCUGAGAUCCAGGGGAGGGGUACCUGGAGCAGCUGUAGGGGGUUCAGGCAGCACUGGUCCUGCAGAGGGAAAAUGGAAGCUCCACCUGACAGAGCGAGCUGAGUUUCAGUACUCCCAGAGAGAGCUGGAUGCUACAGAGGUGUUCUUCACCCGCUCCAGCCGUGGCAAUCGAGUGGGCUGCAUGUACAUCCGCUGUGCCCCCACCGCCAGGUUUACAGUGCUGUUCUCCCAUGGCAACGCGGUGGACUUGGGCCAGAUGAGCAGCUUCUAUAUCGGCCUGGGCACACGCAUCAACUGCAACAUCUUCUCCUACGACUACUCCGGCUAUGGUGUCAGCACGGGCAAGCCUUCCGAGAAGAACCUCUAUGCUGACAUUGAAGCCGCCUGGCAGGCCCUGCGCACACGAUAUGGCAUCAGCCCAGAGAACAUAAUCCUGUAUGGGCAAAGCAUUGGCACCGUUCCCACGGUCGACCUUGCAUCACGGUAUGAGUGUGCCGCUGUGGUGCUCCACUCCCCCCUCACCUCUGGCAUGCGGGUGGCCUUCCCAGACACCAAGAAGACAUACUGCUUUGAUGCUUUUCCCAACAUUGAGAAGGUGUCUAAGAUCACGUCACCGGUGCUGAUCAUCCACGGGACUGAGGACGAGGUGAUCGACUUCUCCCACGGUCUGGCUCUGUUCGAGCGCUGUCCCAAGGCCGUGGAGCCACUUUGGGUGGAGGGGGCGGGACACAACGACAUCGAACUGUACAGCCAGUACCUGGAGCGUCUGCGCCGCUUCAUUGGCCAGGAGCUGGCCGUACAGCAUGCCUGAACACCGCCUCCAGGCUCCAACCCUCCUCUGGCUCCCCUCUGUUCCUCUGGGUCUAAGUGGGUCAGGAGGAAUGGAUGGCUGGGCUCUCAGAAUGAAUGAUCCUUCACCUUUUUGGGCGACUUUGUCUGGAUGCUCGGCAGCCCUGUCUUUUAGUUGUUUUCCUAUUUUUCUGUCUCUGUCACCUGUCAUUAGUCCUGGUCAGAGAAUUUAGUCCACCUCCCGCCCCUUGGACAGUGCAAGAAUGCACCCAAGCAUCGAGGGCUCUCUACCUUCUGCCUGUUUUAUUUCUGUCUGUCCAAAGCCCCUCUAUUACCCCAGGCAUGGAGGGCUCUCUACCUUCUGCCUGUUUUAUUUCUGUCUGUCUAAAGCCCCUCUAUUACCCCAGGCAAAAACAACCUCAAACAGGCUAGGUGUUCUAAACACAUGUACUGUUUAUCAUCUUCUGAGACAUUUACACAUGAUUCAAUUUUAACUAUCAACCCUAACAUGGGCAAAUCAUUGAGUAAUGAAAGUCUGUUUUGAGCACUGACAUUUUGGUAUUUAAUUUGAAUGGGGAAUGUGUGUAUUUCUCUUUUCUAACACAACGAUGACAGUGAGCUACUACUUUACAAAUCCUGUGGUGUUGAUGUAUGAGUAUAACUGUCCUAUUUGAAAGCAGGUUUGUUGCUAAUGUUUCUUGUGGAAUCUUUUUUCUUUGCUCUCUUCUCUUUCUCUCCUCCUGUCUCUUCCUCUCUGUCUCAUUUUCAGUUAAGCUGUCAGAUUAAUAGUCCAUGUCUAUGAAUAAUUUCUUUCAUAGACAUAAAUCUUACGUUUUUAUAAUUAUUAAGCAUGGUUUAAUUUUUAUCUAAAAAGUGAUUAGAGCAAAAAUCUUUUUUAAAAAGUUGCUGAAUAUUGCUUUGGCUAAAGUCCAAAAUCUCUCUGCCAAAUUAAUUGUUUCAAAAGCAUCAUUAAGUCGCUAACAUCUCUCUAAGAUGUGAUUGAUUUCUAACUCGGCAACCACUCUCAUGUUUCACUCCCUGAUUCAUAUUCUACAGUAGUUGUACUGCAAUUGAUGUUAUGGACAUGUGAGUUUACCUUUAGAACACAAACUAAGUCCUGCCACGUUCUCUGAGUUAAGGAGGCAUUAGUUGGCCUUUACUCACACGGAACUCAAUUCACAUCUUACUGGGUUUCUAUAUGGGAUGUUUUCCAAAGGCUUUUUAAAAUAUUUGUACGUGAUUUAGAGUUGUACAUAUUCAAUUUCACUUUAGUUAUUUCAUCCCUCUAAAAACACAAAAUCAUUGUAAAUUACUAGGCUUAUGCUAGUAAUGGCAAUUCGCAAGGUAAAUUGGGUCAGGGCAGUUGAGAUUAAGCUGGUUGGGUGGAUGGAGUUUUAACUGAACUUGCUGCUAAAGAUGAGGGUCAAAUGGAUUGAAAAGGGUCAAACCCUCCACAUCCAUUGUAUACAUUAAUGCUGCUUAGUUUGAGGGGAAAUGUUACAGUCAUACAUGUUAUUUUACGCUGUACAGUGGAAUGGAUCCAGUGAUGUACAGUACUCUCUGCUGGUGUCAUGUUGCAUGUUUGAUUGGUUGCUCUUCAUUUUAGGGGUAAAAGCACAUCAUUAUAACACUAGUAGAGCUAUGGAAUGAGAUGUGCUGUAAUUUAUUAUUCACUAGGUUUAUUUCCAGCAGGCUCCCUUUUCAGCUCCAACUAGCCCUUUUCACUGACUUUCUACUGUUGCCACACUAUUUCAGACAGACUUACGAUUCCACAAUUUCUGACCGACUGUGUGAAAGUCGACCGAAUGCCCAACUUCUCUGGCAUACAGGGUCCACCACCACUCACAGGAUAGUGGAGGUCCUUUGUUUGGGUUGGGUUUUGGGGGAGUCAGGAUUACUUGUACACAGCAACCAAAUUUUAACAGUAAAUGUUCUGUCUUGAACAAAGCAUACCUCUUAUAUUGGUAUGUUCAUCAGAACCAAAGAAAGUCCUUCAUCACCCAUAGUACUUGGGUUUAUUGUCCAUCACCACAUAAACAGUUAGGGAACAAAAGCUGUGCGCCCUGAAUCAGCCAGGAUAUGCUCUUGUUCAAGCUGCUUAUAGUUUGGUUUGGGACAGCUUAGGCGUGUUUACUCUCUAUUAUGGACGAUUGUAUGGAGAAUACAAGCAAUACAGCAGAUUUGUGUGUCUGGGUGGCCUGAGAUAGGAGUGUGUGUAGCAGAUGAUGGACUACUUCGAGUGUGAGGAGUUCCAGACACACAUUCAGAGCUUUUGUUUAAAGAAACUAAGUUAUAGAAAUGUAUUUUUUAUUCAAAUGUAUUUACUAUAUUACAUUGUUUAUUUUUUUGCUGAGGGUUAGGAUCCAAGUGGAAGAUGGGGGUUGGUAUGUUAUUGUAUCCAGUUAUGCAUUGUUUAUUAUUUACAACUUUGUUAUAUUUAGUUUAAAAUUUUGUUCCCCCCCCCCCCCCCCCCCCUCAAAAAAACAUCUUAGAAAAUAAAAUAAUGAAUUGAUCAAAUUUGACUUUCAUGUCUGACUUAAUUUCUAUGAUGUUUACCCCAUUGGUGUAGUACAGGUCUCUGUAAAUUAAAGGUUAAGUCCACUCUA
Messenger RNA from Salvelinus fontinalis (brook trout), 8015 nucleotides. It is a transcript of the gene abhd17ab, whose product is annotated as abhydrolase domain containing 17A, depalmitoylase b. The record is from RefSeq and is a predicted model, not a curated record. Bases 4430 to 5431 code for a protein of 333 amino acids. The transcript has 6 exons. Gene Ontology annotation, biological process: protein depalmitoylation. Gene Ontology annotation, molecular function: palmitoyl-(protein) hydrolase activity. NCBI's taxonomy places the organism in Eukaryota, Metazoa, Chordata, Actinopteri, Salmoniformes, Salmonidae. Gene Ontology annotation, cellular component: endosome membrane; plasma membrane.